GCUACCAAGAAGCCAGGUCCGCUGGCCGAGCCAUCUGUCUCCCCAGUGAGGAGCUCCAACGUCUUUUUUGGGGGGCUACAAACGACGGUUGUCAGGGUUCUCGUCUCAUUUUGUGGCAGGAAUGGCCCCCACCCGCAAGCACACAGCGAGUGACCGCUGCACGGGAGGACUUAAGUCUGACAGAAAGAUGAGGAAACCUCUGGUGGAGAAGAAACGACGAGCUCGUAUUAACGACAGCUUACACGAACUCAGGGCUCUCAUGGCGGAUACAGAGAGCCACUCAAAGAUGGAGAACGCCGAAGUACUGGAGAUGACGGUCAAACGGGUGGAGAGUAUCCUGCAGGACCGGGCUCAAGAGGUGGCUGCUGUCAACCGGGAGGCGUGCGAGCGUUUCGCGGCCGGUUACAUCCAGUGCAUGCACGACGUGCACACUUUUGUGUCCAGCUGCCCGACGAUGGACCCCACGGUGGCCGCCGAGCUGCUCAACCACCUCCUGGAGAGCAUGCCCCUGCACGGCCAAGACCGGCUCAGGGCCACGCUCUUAGAUGCAGACCCCCACGCCGGACCCUGGUCUCCAGCGGCCCCGGGCUCGCUGGUGUCGCCGGCCCCCUCCGCCUGCACCUCCGGCGACGACCUCUGCUCGGACCUUGACGACACCGACUUGGAGCAAAGUCAGGUCUCGUCUUCGGAGGAGUCCGAACAGAGUCAGGUUUCUUCGUCUGAGGAGUCGGAGGUGCAGGACACGCCGGGCUGUGUGUCCUUAAAUGGCUCCAAAUCAAUUUGGAGACCCUGGUAGACUAAAGAGUUUUUACUACACGAUUCACUGUUUUAAAGCAGGGGUGUCAAACUCAGUUUCAUGGCUGGCCACAUCGUAGUUGUGGUUUAUGACGGUGAAAACCUUAUAAAUGUAUAAUCACCUCAUCAUAUUAUGACAUGUCCUUAACCGAGUAGCAUAACUGCAUAAGUCAUCUUUUUACGUUUUCAUCCAGUUGCCUUGAUUCAACAUUUGCGGCACAACAUUACAAUGACCUGGUUGACUAACAAUCUACACAGACAUAAAGAAGAUAUUUUUUGCAGUCAUUUUGGUAUAUCUGUAUAUUUUUAUAUUGUGACAGUAAGUUAAAAAUGACUAAGGCAAUUAUGCUAUUAGGCUAGCGAUAUACACAACUGGCCCUGCAUUUUAAUUUUUAUUAUAUCUACCUUUUAACAACAAAUUGAAUUUGGAAUCAGAAGUCUUGGAAAAUAGUGACAAAGCAAAGUAUAGAAUAUAUAAGUAUACAACUAUUGUAAUAAUAAUUAUUGUAAUUUAUGUAAAGAAGGGAUUUGGUUAGAAAAAUGCCUUUAAUGUCUGUCAAAAAUGAAGAAAAAAUGCAAAUUUGGUACCAAGUCAUGCUCAUUUGUAUAGUACCCUCCAUACUCAAGACAAUUUCAUACAGCCUUAAAAAAAACUUACGAUGAUAAACCCCAACAUAAAAGCAGGAGCAAUGAAAAUGUAAACACUUAAUGACAAAAUCCCAAAUAAAAAGCUAGAUGGUGAAAUAAUAUUUUUGAUUUAUGAAAAAUCAGCAGUGAACAAUCAAGUUUUCGGGCCAGAUUUAAAUGUUGCAACAUUUUGAUCAGAUCUCAGCUUUUCAGGACGUUUGUAGCAACACAAUGCUGCUUCACUUUGGCUCUGGUUUUGGAAACUUUCAAUAAGCCUGCACCAAACCACAUCAGUGAUCUCGAAGACUCCUUGGGAACUAAAAGACAAAAGAACUAAUCCAUUUCGCCAGAAACUCAAACUAUACCCACAUCGUUUGCUGUAAUGGACCACCAACAAAUGAUGUGACGGGCCAGAUCUGACCCCCAGGCCUUGAGUUUGACACCUGUGUUUUAAAGCCACGUCUAAAUGUGUGUCAUAUGUAAAGUAUUAGUAAUUGUUUUAAAAAGCAAAUAAGUGAUCUGUAAGGUCACAUUUUGGACGCUUACAGCCUCAUAUAGGAGGCAAAUAUUGUAUAUAUUUACUUGUUAAACAUGAGCUGUAUAGAGCAGUGUUUCCCCAACCUUUAUUGAGCCAAAGCACAUAUUUUAAAUUAGAAAAAUGUCACAAAAUGUAUAAACAGCAGUACCUUGACUUAUGAGUGACCCGACUUUGGAGUUUUUCGAGAUAUGAGCGGUCACUCAGCCAAGUUAAAAAAAAAAAAAAAAAAAAAAAUUGCAUUAUGAGCACUAGAUGGUUACAGCGAAAUUCAUAACAAGCAGUAGAUAGCGAAUAAAUCUUCAAAAAAGAAGUUGAAAUUUACUUUCAAAGAGAAUUACACGUGUAUUUAAAACCACGUUACUUGGCCUUAGGAAGGUUUGCUAGUUGAUGCUAACAUAUAAUGGGAAACGCCAUAGAAGGCUAACAAAAACUAGCAUUGUGGUAGUUGUAAACCUUUAAACAACUUAUAUUUGAUAACAAAUGCGAGCAACACAUGUAGAAAGACUAAUAAUACUCACAGGCAUAUAUUCUUUAUCCUUUGCGAAAAACGACUAACAUUAUUGCAGUUUAGUUGCGACAAUCUGAGUCUAUGUGCAACAAAAUUGAUGCAUGAAAUCAUGAAGCACAAACUGUUGAAUUCUUUUCAUUUUAUUUAAUUAUGUUAUUACUGUAUGUCUUUAUGCAGUACAUUACAGUAGAGUGUGAUUUUUCUUAUUAAAAAACAUUGCAAAAAUAUUUGUCUGUGCUUUUGGACGGCUGGAACAGUGUUAACCGUGUUGGUUACAAUUACAAGUUACCCUGUUGAAACUAUUUCAAUUCCUUUCUAAAAGUAAUAACUAAAUUACAUUUGAUUACAUUUUGAUUAAUGAAUUAUGUGAGUGCGAAUGGUUGUUGUUUAUAUGUGCCCUGCGAUUGGCUGGCGACCAGUUCAGGGUGUACCCCGCCUCUUGCCCAGAGUCAGCCGGGAUAGGCUCCAGCACGCCCUUGUGAGGAUAAGGGGUACGGAAAAUGAAUGAAUGUAUGAAUAAUUUUGAAUUAAUACAAAAAAAAUGUAUUUGUUGCAUUAUAUGUGUACAGCUGCAGAAAAGCCUAAUACCAUACCAUGCUGACCUAAUGACAAAUGUGCACAAUUUAGACAAUAUAUCUUCAAUGACAAUCCAGACAAGUGAAAGUUCGAUAAAAAAGGCAAAAAUUAUAAUGAUGAAAUGUUCUUUUCUGUGUUCAAACGUGUAACGAUGAGUCUUAAUCCCAAAAUCUCAGACAAACUAAUAGAUCCCACCACAAGGUGGCACUUAGAGGUCGUAUUUGGAAAAACAUGUCAUGUUUGAGGCUACAGCAGAAUGGCACAGGACAGGGAGAGAGCCAAUCACAAGCGUCGGCUUUAGAAAGAGGAAAUGAUAUGAAAAUAAAACUGAGUUUUUGCAGCUAUUUUUUCAAAAGCAACUAAAGUUGUAAUUAUGGAAAUUUCCACAAGCAACUGUAAUUGAAUUACAGAUUUUCUCAUAGUAAUGUAAUGGAUUUCAAUUACAUACAUUUUGUAAUUAAAUUACAAUCUAGUUAGAUGUAAGUAGUUACUCCCCAACACUACGGACUAAUGACAUUUCCAUUCAUUUCAAUUGCGAAAGAUGUUUUGAGUCACGAGCGUGGUCAUGGUCUCGUAGGUCAAGGUACCACUGUAUACUGAAAUAUGAAUUAUGUACCUUCUGCCAUUUAGUGGAAGAGCGUGCAAUUAUUCUGCCUGCCACAAAUCACGAUACGUCACUGAGAUAGAUGAACAAAGAUACAUUAUCACAUACAGUGGUUGGGAAUCACGGCUACAGAAGAUUAGAAGCACAUUGUCAGAUUUGUGCAAAUUAUUUCUCCCUUUGUAGUGCUUUUAAUGUAUUUAUAUGCAUCACAUGACAACAGGGAACUUUUUCAAUAAACGGCUUUGUGA
Messenger RNA from Phycodurus eques (leafy seadragon), 3896 nucleotides. Its product is annotated as transcription cofactor HES-6-like. The coding region runs from base 122 to 796 and encodes 224 amino acids. Gene Ontology annotation, cellular component: nucleus. Gene Ontology annotation, biological process: anterior/posterior pattern specification; regulation of transcription by RNA polymerase II; regulation of neurogenesis. NCBI's taxonomy places the organism in Eukaryota, Metazoa, Chordata, Actinopteri, Syngnathiformes, Syngnathidae. Gene Ontology annotation, molecular function: DNA-binding transcription factor activity, RNA polymerase II-specific; protein dimerization activity; RNA polymerase II cis-regulatory region sequence-specific DNA binding. The record is from RefSeq and is a predicted model, not a curated record. The transcript has 4 exons.